Molecule: messenger RNA, 3870 nt
Organism: Branchiostoma belcheri (Belcher's lancelet)
Lineage: Eukaryota; Metazoa; Chordata; Leptocardii; Amphioxiformes; Branchiostomatidae
Exons: 6
Coding region: 1-3870 (1289 amino acids)
Biological process (GO): signal transduction
Molecular function (GO): ADP binding; protein binding
Source: RefSeq, a predicted model, not a curated record
AUGGAGAAGGCCAGACAUGACUCAGUCUGUCAGCGGCCCGCAGACGACACCGCGGACUACCUGUAUGACAUCCUACUGUCCUACUGUGACAGGAACCGUCCCUGGGUGCUCUACACCCUCGCCUCGGAGCUGGAACGGGACAACAACCUCGUGCUAUGUCUCCGGGACAGAGACUACGAAUCCGCCAAGCCCAGGCUGCAGAACUUCGUGGAUUCCGCUAGGAUCAGCGCCCGGAUUGUGGUGGUGUUGUCGGCGGCGUAUUUGGCGGACGGACCGUGUCAGAAAGAGCUGGACCACGCUAUCGCGUCGGGGAGGACCAUGGUGGCCGUGCGGUUCGAUGGUUGUGAGAUCCCGGCUCAGUUCAGGAAAGGAGCCGGUGGUGUGGUGCUGGACCGUAGCGACGUGGACUUCUGGGACAAGUUACACAGGUUUCUACACAGGGAACAGUUAAACUUCUCAACUUCACAUUCAGGUGCCUGCUGUGAAAAGAAAGGGAGAAACACCAGCUUUCCCGUCAUGCCUGGCGUUGUGGUGGAGCGUCCCCAUGACGUAGACGCCGUAGUGGUGCUGGUACAGAUCACCAUGGAAACGCUGAAGGAGCGGACCAAUGGGAGACGAGAGGGUCACGUGGUCGGGGUUGUGGGAGAACCCGGUGCAGGAAAGACUGUGCUGGCUCAACACGUGUCACGGAAACUCAUGGAACUCAACAAAAAGGUUUUCUGGAUGACUCUAGGUGUGCGCCCGGACGUUCUACAGCACCUCACACGUCUGACAACCUCCAUGACAGGCCGGCAACUUUUCUUCCCUGAACUCUCCGACGUAGUCAACUUUCUCACGAGCUUCACGGCAGACAAGGACUACGUCGUCGUUUUGGACGACGUCCAGGACGUGGCAGACGUUACCGACGUCGUCUGUUGUCUGGCGGGAGAAUGCGUGACGUUGGUAACGUGUAGAAACCAGGAGGUGUUAGCGAGGCUCCACGUGCCGCCGGCAAACGUGCACGUACUGGGCGGCUUACCCGGGCCCGCGGCCGAACUCCUGCUCCUACGGAGUGCGGGUCUUCACGGAGAGCUAAAACAGGGCGACCCGAGAGCCGAGGCGGUGGCAGCGAUAGUACAGGAGUGUAACUACCUACCCGCGGCGACUGCUCUGGUCGGGUCGAGCGUUUGGAACCCGAAAGACCCCGAGUGGUGGAAGGGAACUGCCAGAGAUCUUAAAGAAACUGAGAAUGAUCCCUACACUAGUAAGACAUUAGGGAAAGCGCUCAAUGUUAGUUAUGACUCCCUCAGAGGUGAGACUGUGCGGCAUUGUCUCAUUGAUUGUUGUGUAUUCAUACCGGAAAGAGACAUCCCUCUCACUACGCUGGUAGUGUUUUGGAAGUACCGGAGGAACGUAUCAGAAAGUAGCGCUCGGGGUGCCCUGUAUCAGCUGCAUAGCCGAUCUUUCGUUCAAAGGGGAGGUAAACAUUUCAGUUACCGCUUCAACGCUUCUGUACUCAGUUAUGUGAAGGCGAAGUUGAAAGAACCGGAAUCUCAGCUGCACAGAGAUCUUCUGGAGUCUUGCCGUGAGGUGGGAGGGGGGACAUGGGCGGAGUGUCUACAGGACGGGUACUACUUUCAAAACGCCGCGCAUCACUUCGUCAGGGCGGGUUGGACCAGCACACUUGUCAAUAUUCUGACGUCGUAUCGGUGGCUGAAAGCCAGGCUGGAACACACUGACGUAACGUCGUUAUUGUCUGAUUUUAAGGAUCUGAAAGCGUUGACGCCCUUUGCCUCUCCUAUACAAGAGGUGCUGGAUACAAUCCGUCUUUCGGGCCGAGUUCUUGCCAAAGACAAGUCUCAGUUUGAAGGACAGUUCCUGGGUAGACUGUCUGAAUCGUCUCAUCCUCGUAUACAGAAGCUGGUCUAUGAGAUGCGGGAGGAACCGAGGAGUGAUGCCGCCUUGUAUCCAUCGUCAGCUUGCCUGCGUCGCCCGGGAGGGUGUUUAGUUCGGUCCUACUGCGGGCACAGGGACAAAGUGCUGUGUGUUGCAGUGACGAAUUUUCCCGACAGGCGGCGCGUCUUCACGGGCUGCAGAGACUUCACGGUGCGGGCAUGGGAGCUUGGCUCAGGGAGGGACCUCGGCGUUCUACGCGGUCACCGCGGCCAGGUGUGCGCCCUGCACCUGAGAAAGGACGACAGGCUGCUCGCCUCGGCGUCGUGUGACUGCACCAUCAAACUGUGGGACACGAACAGGCUCGAACUCUCCGCCACUCUGACCGGCCACCAGGCAGGGGUAACUGGAGUAGCGUUCACUCUAGACGGGAGGGGACUAGUCUCGUGUUCACACGACGGAGUACUGAAGGUUUGGGAGGACACCGUUCAGAUACCGUCCGUUUCGAAGCUAUCGGUACACAAAACUCCAACAAGAACGCGUUCUCUUUCCUCUUACGGUAGUUCAUGGAACGUUCGGAAAGACAUCGCCGCGCACAGCAGUCAGGUCACUGGCCUCUGUUUCUUUCACUGUAGCAACAGGGUGGCGACUUGUGCUGCAGAUUCGUUGAUCAAGAUUUGGGACCUGCAGGAGAAAGACCCCACAAAACGUGUCGGGACGCUCAGAGGCCACCGGGACGUCGUCCGCUGUGUCACCGUGACAAAAAACGACGCGUAUCUCAUCUCAUGUGCAGACGACAACAUCAUAGCUCUUUGGAACACCGAAAGAUCCCUUCUCGUCAGAACGCUGGUCAACCCAGGCGGGCCCGUGGCCGCCAUAUCCCUGGCGCCUGACGAUACCACGCUUCUGUCGCUAGGCGGCGCUGCUGAUCGAUCGUUAAACGUCCUGUACGCUUGGACGCUGGGAGGCGACGGAACGGUCAACAAAGUUGCCGGCCCGAGGGUAGACACGCCACCGAGUCCCGUGUUGGUUCUGCCCGAUCAGUGUAAGGUCGUCAGUGGAGACCCUGACAGUUCGGAUUACGUUGUAGUCGACGAAGUCGGUCAGGAGUGUCGAUAUUACAGUGGGCAUGUCGCUCGUGUUAGCGCUUUGGCUGUGACGCAGGACGGCAGGUUUCUCAUAGCGGGUUCUGUAGCCGGUACCCUCACCGUGUGUGAUCUGUCCGGUCAGGUGGAGCCGCAGUACUGCAUCAGUCCGCACGAUGUCUCUUCAGAUCCAGGACUUGGUGUGGAAAUAAGUGCUAUCAUUGCGACAAACCAGAUGAUGUUUCUGACCGGGGACGUGGACGGAGCGGUAAAGCUGUGGGAGCCUGGCGGCGCCGGGGCGGCCCGAAACCCGGGCGACCGUUUCCAGUUGCUCGGUGCCCAGCAUGACGGGAUUAGCUGCUUCUGUCGCCCCGCGGACUCGAUGGUUGUAUCGGGCUGCAGAGGAGGGACCGUGGCGGUGUGGGACCUGAGGGAGCGGCACAGGGUCACGUGUUGGGAGGGGCACCACGAAGCCGUGACGUCAAUCGACUACACCACCAAAUCUGAUGACGACAUCACGGUUAUCACUGCGUCACUGGACGGUACCAUUAAAUCGUGGGGGUUCACAGAUCACGAGACCCCCUCCCCUCUCCGCGUAUGGACUCUACCGCCCACCGUGCCAGCACCACGCUAUCUAGCUGCCUUCACUUCGGGUGCUUACUUUGUUAGCGGGUCUGACGACGGAAAACUGCGCGUUUACACCAUGAAAGACGACGAAAAUUCUACCCGAGAGAUUGCCACUGACCAAGGCAGCUUGAACGGUCUAGGCGUGACGUCAGACGGUCUAACGGUUAUGUGUAGUCACGUGGGAGGAGCCUACACCUGUUGGAAGCUCCCCACUGGGCGCAUGUGCGUACUGCAACAAGACGGGUCAGGUCUCUGUUUUCUGGAGUUAAGAAAACCCCAAGACUGA